GCUCAGCGUGGAGAAGCCCAAAGGCCGGCUGCAGUUUCUCCUCGCAGGGGCUGAGAAGAAUUGCCGGGUCCCCGUUCCUCUCAGAAUGGCUUUAGGUGAUUAUGAGGAAAUUCUCAAGUGCUACGAAUUACAUGAAACGAUUGGAACAGGUGGGUUUGCAAAGGUGAAACUCGCACGCCAUCUCCUCACUGGUGAGAAGGUUGCCAUAAAAAUCAUGGACAAACUUGCUCUGGGGGAUGACUUGCCUCGUGUUAAAAUAGAAAUUGAUGCCAUGAAGAAUUUAAGGCACCAGCAUAUUUGCCAGUUGUAUCACGUGAUAGAGACAUCUGAGAAAAUGUUCAUGGUCCUAGAGUACUGUCCUGGAGGAGAGCUGUUUGAUUACAUCAUUUCUAAGGAUCGCCUUUCAGAAGAGGAAGCUCGUGUGUUUUUUCGGCAGAUUGUUUCGGCGAUUGCUUAUGUUCACAGCCAGGGAUAUGCCCACAGGGACCUCAAACCAGAAAAUCUGCUGAUUGACAAGGAGCAUAAUUUGAAGCUGAUAGACUUCGGACUUUGUGCCAAGCCAAAGGCGGAUAUUUGGAGCAUGGGAGUCCUGCUGUAUGCUCUGCUGUGUGGCUUUCUCCCCUUUGAUGAUAACAGCCUCAUGGCAGUCUACAGGAAGAUCACGCCUUUGUAGUUGAGCAACUCGGCGCGCACUCUAGGCGGAGCGAUCCCCUGUGCGCCCAGCGCUGCAAUAAGGAAUGCCUGCUUUGACACUCCAAAACCGAGUCUUAGAGAGUCCUUAAUCACCGGCUCAUGGUACCAGGGGUGCAUCAGCGACAGUAUCGCAUCAGCCGAGAGUCCCCGAUUCCCAUCCGGAACCUGGUUCGUCGGCUGGAGACCCAAGGCGUGAUCAGCAAGCCUUCCACCUGGAGAGGCAUCCAGUACACCUGGAACUGACUGCCCCAGGGGUGCAAACACAGCCCUGCUGUUAGCAAAGCACAUCCCUGAAAUGUUAUUAGUAGCUAGGGUUGGAAGGCCUUACGGGAGUUCUCACAAAUAAUGAAGAUUCUAUCCCCGACUUUAUCAGGCAUGAGCUAAUUAAAAGAACUCCUCAUCAAGGGAGGCAAGUAGUGCAUCAUUCUCCAGGAAGCACGUGGAGCGUAAGGACCUUGAGGAUGGUACUAAUCUCCGUGUUUUGAGACGUUUAGCCGACUUGUCAGGAAAGUGAAAAUUCUUAGUGUCCCAAGCUGAACUACCUUCAUUAGAAUACUAAAAAUCACGCCCAUAGGUCAAGACAACCCUUGCCCAGGUGAAGACCCUUCCCUUGAGCAUGUGUGGUAGCUGUAACUUGACGGUGUAACUGUAUGUGAGUUACUAACCAGUCAAAUAGGGGUGGGAGGUACUAACGUUCUAGCGAUGUUGUAAAACGUGUAUAAAAAUCACACGGAGAGUUCUGAUGGCUGUGCAUGACAGGAGGAGGUAUCCCCCAUGCACCCGGUGCUGUAAAUAAACUAAUGUCGGCUUUCUAAACCCCAGAGCUGGUUUAGAGAGCGAUAAUUUCAUUAUGGAUGUAGAUAACCCUCUAUUUGCCAUGGCCCGAUCCAGACGGCACUGGGGAAGGGGGGAGCUGCAGAACACCGGCAGUACGUCGAUGACAUCAUUGU
Molecule: messenger RNA, 1643 nt
Organism: Chroicocephalus ridibundus (black-headed gull)
Lineage: Eukaryota; Metazoa; Chordata; Aves; Charadriiformes; Laridae
Product: maternal embryonic leucine zipper kinase-like
Exons: 7
Coding region: 86-673 (195 amino acids)
Biological process (GO): protein phosphorylation; intracellular signal transduction
Cellular component (GO): cytoplasm
Molecular function (GO): protein serine/threonine kinase activity; ATP binding
Source: RefSeq, a predicted model, not a curated record